Messenger RNA from Colletotrichum phormii, 1677 nucleotides. RefSeq lists its product as uncharacterized. The coding region runs from base 405 to 1658 and encodes 417 amino acids. The record is from RefSeq and is a predicted model, not a curated record. The transcript is spliced from 3 exons. Lineage: Eukaryota; Fungi; Ascomycota; Sordariomycetes; Glomerellales; Glomerellaceae.
CGCCUGCAGCAAGCGCGGCUUUUGUCUCAAUUGCUAUUGUCUCACCGCGUCACUAUCGACUUUAAACAGAGGACAUCAACGGCUUUUUUGUUUGGUCGCCGCAUCCGUCGCAGACAAUACGAUAGUGAGGACCUUGCUGCCGUCCUUGAAACUCAGGGUCAAUGCGACGAGGAGCGGACAUCUCCUUGCUUCCUGCGUAUUCGCCAAGUCACUGCAAAGAUGCAUAUUCGCAGCUGCUAUUCUCACACACCACCUUCGUGAGAUGACAAAAACCGCGCAACUCCCGCAGCGCCAUCAAUUGUUGAACUUUAUCCAGCUUUCAACUUCCGCCACGAAACUGGCAUUUUGCCAUUUGAAUAUCUCUUCUACACCGCGCAGUCAACGUCACCACAAUUUCCUUUAACAUGGACCGACAAUCAUCGGGAUCCGUGGGGAGUGCCUCACCGGCGCGUACUCCGCAAAUCAACAGACCACUCGGUCGCAGUCGUCUUAGCGCAACGCCGCUCACCGAAACUCCACCGACGAGCACGAGUGCUGGCAGAGACGGCACGCCGGCAUCCGACAAAAUCUUGACCGGACGUGUCAAGAAGACACCGCGCAAAGUUUCCAACAGAAAAGAAGAUGUGUUGAGCGAAAAGGAGAAGGAAGAGGAGAGGCGGCAGCUGGACGAGAUGGACGAGGAAAGGAAGCUAUUCCCGGGCAGCGACGACUGGACAGACGAAGAGAACAGGCUCUUCCAGAUUCUGUAUAUGAGGCAGUACAGUCCUCUACUCCCAUCGCAUUGGGACAUGGACUUCCGAGGCAUCCCCAUCCCGGAUGUUCUCUUUGCAAGCUCUGAUGCGCACCCGCCCAUCAUCAACUCAAGAAGUGGAAACGACUUCAAGGCGACGAGAGCACUUGCUCGGCUCAUUGAGCUGACGGCGCAUGUGCGAGGCUUGUGCCAAACACGCCAAAGACACAGAGCACGCGCUCUUAUUGAAAAGGAACUCCACGAAUAUGCGAAAUGGGCCGAACAAGACGGUGGAUACAACAGCCUCGAGUAUUUGCCAAAUCUCGUCAUCGACAUGGUGGACACCAAAACGUCGCCUCAAGCUAUUGAAGAGCACAUGCAGUUUCGCCUCAAGGCGGCUGCCGCUACGCAUCGCGCUCACUGGAGGAACGAUGCAGCGAAUCCUGACUAUGGAGAAGACGAGGAUGAAGAUGCCGACAUCGAGGACAAUAGAGUUGUCCUUGUGCCUGACACGUAUCAGACACCGUCGCCAAAGAAACCGCGCACGUUGCGCCCUUCUACUCCUCCAAGCAACGGAGCCAAAUACGACGAUGGCCAGAAGCACGAAAUACUGGGCUCGAAGCUCCUCAGUCCGGCGAGGCAGUCUUCGCCUUGGCAGGAAGAAGAGUACACCCGUCAGCCGCCCGUGAUAUACGGGCUUUUCAUUGUCAACACAUCUGUCAUGGUUCUCACCAUUGACUCUGCGAAAGAAGGGGAUGAGGCCUACGUCAGUUAUCAAGUUGAGGUUGGUCUCAGCAAAAACUACCAGGCAGUUUGGAAUGCCAUUACCAUCGCUAUAGUGGUUUGCCUCGCGAGAGACGCAAUGAUGGAAAUGAAGGAGGACUUCAACACUUCAAUCGUUAACGGGGACAGCGACCCUGACGCUUGAUACGACGGAACGAAGGAAU